Molecule: messenger RNA, 7677 nt
Organism: Toxoplasma gondii ME49
Lineage: Eukaryota; Apicomplexa; Conoidasida; Eucoccidiorida; Sarcocystidae
Product: zinc finger, C3HC4 type (RING finger) domain-containing protein
Exons: 5
Coding region: 2350-6765 (1471 amino acids)
Source: RefSeq, a predicted model, not a curated record
CGCUGGAGCGAUGAAAUUACAGUGGCGGAUUUCCAUUCCUGUUACCGGGCGAUGUGAGUUGUGCCAUGUGAACAAAGCAAGGAGUCGAAUAAUGGGUUCUGCCGAUGCAUGCAACGGCAUCAAGUGUAAAACAAAAAACUCUGUCCUCAAACCGGACAUCGAUCCACCUAGCAUUUUCCACGAGCUGCUCGAAGCAUUCACUGGAGUCCGUGGUUCGGUUUGCGCGUAACUCUCUGGGCGGCAGCGUUACCAUAUCUUGUCUGCUUUUCCCGAAUUUUGCCGGCUCGUCACCCGCGAUGCCAGACGUUCCUCCCUCGAGUUGUCAAUGGUGUGAAAACUGUAUCCCAAAGCUGCGCAUCUAAAAAGCUCAGUGGCAGCCUGAAGUUGCUGCGAUUGGGGCAGCUGUGAAGCUGGUGUCUACCACGAUUCUGUCUGAACUUCAGCGCCAGUGAAAAGCAUCGCAGGGUCAGAGCAGCCCUUCAAACUUGCCGGUAUAAAGUCUUCCCGAGGCAUCGGCGAGAACUGAUUCGCAAUGUCUCGUCUGUCCGCGCUGCACGCAGGGUGGCGUCGACUGCUUUCUCAACAUCGGAGAAGACUCCAAACACUCAAAAAACGAGCGCAGCAUCGACUCGCUGCGCUUAAACACACUCCAGGAAAAACGCUCCGGCGGUUCGUAGCCAGGAUUCGUUUUUUUUGCCGUCUGGUAUCGGAGGUCACCGAGUUCACGAAAGUGCGAGCCUCGCCACACAGACGCGUGAAUUAUGAAAUUUUGGAAAGUUCCCCAGUGCAUGCUAAACGUACUCGUCGACUGGUUUUCUCGGCUCUUUGCGUUCUCUGCGAGAAGCUGCCUCGGACAUGAAACAGUCUCUUCCAGAAACCCCCCUUCUGACUCCGAGGUAGUCUGUACCUGAGCCAGCCGCACUCCGGGGGGUACGGGACUUCCGCGCCUUUCGGCUUGCCUUGGAACUUCACACGACUAAAAGGCACUGUCGACCACAAAGAAGAAACCUGUGCUUUUUCCUCCACGGCUUGGGUCCACAACUUCCCUGGGACGGCUGCGCUGGAGGCGCGGAAGAAGACGGAGAGCGCAAGAACGCAUGACCGUGUCGUGUGGCGCCGCACAGUUGGCCAGCCAGCACGCAAAAGAGUCGAGAGCCCUCAAUCUUUUCUGGCGGGACGGAGGCCGUUUGCGGCUUGAUUCCGAAUCGAAGCAACUCACAUUAGACAACGGAGAAGCUCUUGGAACGAGAACGCCCGCGAAAGUGGAGAGUUUUCUACUUUUCCGGCACCUUGCGGCCGCACGGUGCCACCAGUCGAGAGCACCUCGCAAUCGCGCGUCCCUUUUGUGCGCACAACGGUUUCUACGAGACGACCACCGGUGGACUGGCAGCUGCGUGGCUCUCUUGUCUUGCAACGUUUCGUGCGAAUUCUCCGCGAAAAAACGAGAAAGGUGCCGGCGGGUCUUUACCGAGUCUCUGGGGGGUUCCGCUGGAGAACGCCGAGCCGGUUCCGCUGCGUUUUUCCCGCCGCGUUUAGGGGAACCUUUCGUCGCACAAGCUGCGUCAGCUGCUCGUGCAGCGAUCUGCAACUGUCGCAGCAUCGGUUUGAAGAAUCACUGCACAUUUCAGCAGCCGCCGACCUUCUUUGGUCGCAAAUUUUCACGAACCGCUUUCGGAAGCCGCCCAUCUUUGCGUUUUUCCCGCUUCUUCUUCCACUGUCGUCGCCGCCCUUGUCGAUUUCCAGCGCUGAAGACGCCUGGACGGCCUUCCAGCGACUUUUUACUCCGGGCGCGGCGGCGCAGCAGCUCAAAGCGCUCGGGUGUACAUACACCUCAGAAACUGCGCCUGUGGCUGGACUGAAUCUUCAACUCAUCUUGAUUUCAGGAGCGAGUUCCCUUUCACGAGAUUCUCCGUUCGCCGCCGCUUGCGGGGUCGCCUUCCGUGGUCUCGAUAUGGCUAGGAGCAAGGCAACGCCACAGAGGCCGCUUUGAGAACCUCCUUCCCAUGCUCUUUCGUCUCAGUUUCUUCCUCCGCCUUCCCCUCCAACACUCCCUGACCUCCCCUUGACCGUGGGCUCUCCGCGUUCCUCGUCUUCGCUCUUCUCUUCCGUACCACCCCGCUUCCUUCAGGCACCGCUCUCUCUUCCGGUUCGACGCACAUUUCGGUUUCUCGGUCCGUGAGCUCUGCUCCGGAAAUCCGAUCAACUCUCUGGUGACCUUCAAUGCAUGCGCGAAUCCUCUCACUGCCUGCAUGCUUUUUGAUGUCCGUGUUCGUCCUUCUCUGUCUCUAACUCGCCGAAGCCUCGCCCUGCUCUACUCUCGCACCGCCUCCUCUCUUCCGGUUCUCCAAAAUGGAUUUUUCCUCCAUGCCUCCCGAGGACUUCCGCCGGCUGCAGGAGGAGCAGCGACGCCUAUGGCGUGAACACGAAGUCCGUCAACAGGAACGGCGACGUCAAGAACUGGCCUUUUCUUCUUCUUCUUCUUCCGCCUCUGUCUCCGCUGCAUCUUCCUCCACCACACGACCUCGAACUUCUCGUCUCCCUCCUCAGCCUCCUUCCUCCCCCUCUUCUCCUUCCUCCCCAUCUUCUCCUUCCUCUUCUUCUCUCUCCUCUUCUUCUCUCUCUUCUUCUUCUCUCUCCUCUUCUUCUCUCUCCUCUUCUUCUCUCUCCUCUUCUUCUCUCUCCUCUUCUUCUGCGUUGCCUGCACACCCCUCCCGCCGUCUGCCGCGUCCGUCAGAAGCGGAACGUCAACGAGAGGCUGUGAUGACGAUCGUUGCGUUGCCAAACGGGCGUCGGUUGAGGCGACAGCUGCAGCCUGGGGAGUCUGCUCGAGCGCUGUGGCAUCGCGGCCGCGAAGCCCAGAGCUCCGAAGUGUCUCCAGGGCACCCCCGCGUCGUCCACACAGAGGCCGCGCGCCGUUCGCGGAGUCUCAACAGCGGGCGGCAGCAGCGCCGGGACCAUGCGCCUGCAGAGGAACUACCGGCGUUUCUCCUGCCUUUUGCCUCUGCCUCCACGGCCUCUCGAUCCGCAGCAGCCGCAGCCCUCGCAGCGCGCCGCUUCCUGCGGCAGCCGCAGCAACGCCAGCGCCUGCAGAGACAGCUGGCGACUCUCGGCGCGUCUGCGUCGCUGGCCUCUUCCUCGGCUGUCGAUGCGCUGCAGCGCGGCCUCUCGCCGCUGCUCCUCUCCUCCGACGGGGCCAUCUCCAGUCUGGUGUACCUGCUGCACUCGGCUGGCGGCGCUGUCGGACUUCUCCCGGGAGAGAACGACCCAGGAGACGUCCGACCGCAGCUGCAGGAGCAGGCGUUGCGUUUGUUGCGGAAUCGCAAAGUCGCUCGCGUCCAGGUGGUUCCUGGGACAGCUGGCCUCUUUGGGGUGGGCGAGAGAAAAGCGAAAACGGUGACGACUUUCUACACAGAGGAAGACUUCAAGUGUCCUGUUUGCUUCGAGCUGCUCCUCAGACCCGUCGUGACGCCCUGCCUUCACGUUUUUUGCCGCGACUGCAUGCUCGCUGUCUUGCUGCGGACGAGCAUGUGCCCUCUCUGUCGAGGUCCGGUGUACGCAGAGCAACUCGAGCCUGUCGAGGAGUCUUCGAGCGAGAAAAUUGUCGACUUUUCUCUCAACUACAACCUCCUCCCGGUCACCUGCACGCAGUGCUACUGGCAAGGCCCUCUCUCUUCGUGGACCAGCAACCACAACGCCCGCCGCUGUCGACGAAUAGCCAGACAUCUCAGACGCACCGAUCCCAUCGAGAAACACUGUUCGUCAUCUUCUGCGUCUGCGGCCUCUUCGCCGCCGGCUGCACACCGCCACCCGACGGAGGUGGAGAGGAGAAGACAGGCCGAGCGUCAAGCGCGCGACGCAUUCUUCCGUCCCCCCGGUCAGGCUCCAGGCAGCCAGAGGCUCGCGGAGCCCAGCGGCGAGUCGGAGACGUCCUCGGGGAUGCGCGAGGAAGAAGCGUCGGACCGGGGACGCGAGCCGGCGGCGCGCCUGCUGCGCGUUCAGCAUGCGCAAGAGCAGAGACAGUUGCGGAGACAGAAUGAGGCGCUGGAGCGCGAAGAGCGGCGAGACCGAGAAGAGCGGCAGGCGGCCGUGGGCGAGACACCGGGAACAUCUGACUCGCGAGUUUCGGAGUCUUCUCAGAUCGAGGGGAUGGAAGAAUUGAUUGCCUUUCUUCGCGCGCAUCUCCACGACGGGAGCGAGGCGAGUUCGGAAGCCGAAGAAUCCGUUUGCGGCUCUGAUCGGAGACCCUGUCGCCUCCGACCCGACGCUCAGGGGGCCUUCCCUGUCGCCUUCGGAGUGUGUACGCGGCUCUGCAUCAUCACGCACCGGAUGGAGAACACAGCGGGCGCGGUCGGCGGCUUCUUCUUCGGCAGUGGCACCUUCGCUCAUGUGCAGGCCGUCCUCGAAUUCCGCCCCAGUCCCGACGAAAAAGCGCAGGCCGAGAAACGGCGCGCCAGACGCGCGAAACAACGCGCUGCAGACUCCGCAGAGGCCUGCAGAAACGCACAGCAGAGCGGCUUCGCGAGCUGGUUUCCUGGCGGCGCGGAUGGAGACCCACCGGACAGGGCGGCAGGCGGCGACGGCGAGGUUUCAAGCGACUCGGAGGCUGAGUCUUCGCGGGCGCAGGUCUCGUUCUUGUCGCUCGAGUGGCUUGGGGAAGGCCGGGGCAGAAUGGACUGGCGAGUGUCUCGAGCGUUCCCCGCGUUCCGGUCGUCAGCGAUCAAAAUGUUUGUCUAUCGCACUGAGGAUGCGUGCGAAAGGUCUGCCUCCGCGAUCGCCGACGGCGCCCGAGCCUUCUCGAGUUCCUCGCCUUGUCAACUUCCGAUGGGCGCCGCAGCGGCUUCCGGAGCUUCCUCGGAGACCGACGGGGACGUUCGUCCGCCAGCUUUCCUCCUUCCAAGUGGAGAGACGGAGGACGCGGAGAGCUCUCCCGAGAGACAGAGGCUGUCGAGGAGGACUCGAAGCGACGCGGAGGCCGCUCGCAGAGACGGUCGCAGACGGCGGAGAGGCGAGACGCGCGCGGGAGACAGAGCGCGAGUCAAGGCAGAAGAUCUUCAGGUCGUGUAUCUUCCUGGUCGCGUCCUCCUGAGACUUCUGCUCCAAGUUCAGCACCGACCCUACAGAGUCCUUGGCUGGAACUGCAGAGACUUCUGCAAUCUCCUUCUUAACUGCGCAUGCACGCAUCCUUCUCGGCCGCAGCAGAUCGUCCGUGUACCUCGACCCACAGGCGACUGUCCGUCUUUGCGCCAAUUUCUUCGCUCUCUCGAGCAAGACGGGAUGCCGCCCAUAUCUUCCUCGACUCAGUCCUGCUCGCGCGAAAUCAAAGGAACCGGUGUGGCGAUCGAUCCAUCCUUCUCUUCUCCAUCUUCUUCCUCUGCCUCUUCCUCUUCUUCCGCUGCGUCUUCUUCCUCUUCCUCUUCUUCCGCUGCCUCUUCUUCCUCCGCUGCGUCUUCCUCCGCUUCCGGCGCAGAUCGGUUGGAGGGUGAGGCCUGCCUGAGAAGCGGGUCUCCUUCUUCUGGCUAUGCGCCUUCUUCUUCUUCUCCUUCUCUUCCUCCAGCGCCUGCGCCGUCUCCUCCGUCUGCAGUUCGCGAGCGUGCGAGCAGGUCCGGCAGGGCGUCUUUGGUUCGACAUAUGGCGGGCAUGUUCUUUCGCCGGAGGGCGUCUCUGCGUGGAGGAGACAGUCUCUCUCCAUCUCCUUCCGCGGACUCGUCCUCCCCCGCUUCCCCUCGUUCUUCUUCUCAGGCUGCGUCUCUCGCAGCGGUGCCCCCUCGGGUCGGAGGGGAGAGAGACAAGAGGAAGGAGACGAGCGAGAGCCGGACCGGGGAGAAAGAGGAGCGAGAGGAGAAAGAGGAGCGAGAGGAGAAAGAGGAGAAAGAGAAGCCAGAGCAGGGCGAGGAGGCGGAGCGUAGGGACUCGAGAGAAGAAGAUGGAGAGCGCCUCAGUCUGCAUUCAAAGGCAGAGAGAGAUGCUGCAGCGACGGCAGCGUGGUGGAUUGCGAGGCGAUGUGGAGGCUUUGGUGCAGCUGAACGUUUCCCCCGAUUCGAAGUCGGAGUGAAAACGAUCUUCCUCUGUCUCUUCGAUGCCGAGGAUCGAAAUCGAGCAGCUCUCCGCCCCGCUGCGCAGAUGCUCCUCUCCACGGCCCAGUGGUGGCGUUCUCUCUUUGGAACUGAUUCCUCAGAGUCUCUCUCUCGUUCCGUCUUCUCUCCUCUGUCUUCGACUGCCUUCGCUUCCUCCUCUUCUUCCCCUUCUUCCCCCUCUUCCUCCUCUUCUUCCUCUUCUUCUUUCGAGGAGAGACAGCUCCCCCAUUUCCCAGCGCUGGCGAGUCCUCUGCCUUCGCCGAAGCAGCUGAGACUUCGGUACGAGACUCUUCCGGUCUUGCUUCUCGAAUUGCAGUUGAGAGACAGAGAGGCUGCUGCACAGCGAGGCCUGGGCGUCGGGUCUCUGCAGCCUGAUAACAUCGGCUUUCUCUCUCUCGAGUUUCGCAGCGACGUCGGCAUUCAGUGGCACUUCUACAGACAACGCCCCCCGGGACUGGAAGCCGCAGAGAGCGAAGGUGGAACGACGCUCGUUGUGUCUGCUGGUCUCUCGUCGCCGGAGGAUGGAGUUCACUGCUUUGAAGAAAUGCUUCGUCUUCUUGAGGAAAUUCGAGACAAAGAAUACCACCCCACGAAGUGGAGCAGCUGGGACUUCGUGGACAACUUGUUGGUCCGCUGCGCGCCGCAGGAAGCGUCCGCUCUUCUUCUUCUCCCCAUCGCGGAGAGCCAGUAGCUGGGGGGCAGCGAGCUAGGAAAGCGCUAGAUAACAAGACUUCACAGAGGACGGGCAGGAUGGAACAUGCAAGCAUGCGGGAGGCGAGGCGAGCGAAACUCGCGAGUUGACGGAUUGAAUUCGACGGAUCCAAACGCGCAGAAAUCGGUCCGAAAAACGCCAAAGUUCCGACUGUCCUCAAACCGUUCUUUCGGACGCGGAUUUCGUUUUUUCUUCAACGGCGACUGCAACGUUCUCGUCUCGUGCUCACUCCUUCGUCCAGCGCUUCAUUUCGUCGCUUCUGCUUUUUCCUUUUCCUCUCGUUUCCUCUUUUCCUUUUCUCCGAAAGUAGAUGACAGAGGCUCUUCUUCGGAGAGGCCAGGCGGCAUAUGCGGUUGCGAGGAACGUACAGCGAAACCUGAGGAUUCGAGGGCCAUCUGAAAGAAAGUCUCUCUUUCGUUUUGCUUCUGAAGAGGCGGAGACACAACUGUCUUUCAUCGACUUUCCAGGCAGGUGGCGCCGUCCAUCUUCCUCAUGUUUUUUUAACGCGUGCGGGAGAAAAACGUUCAUCGUUGUACACAAAAAAUGUGCAAAAAUCCCUUUCACUGCCAACGGCCUCGCUUCUUUUUCUGAAAAGACGAAACAACGUUUGCCGCGUUUUUGCCCAACUCCGCUUUUUGCCUUCUUCCUCUAUUCCUCUACGCUAGGGAGAAACAACCUCUUGCUUUCCAGUCUGCGCCGACCUGCUCGAAAGUCCCCACACAACCCCCAAACUAUUUCGCAUGCAGUACGGUACACCACCGCCUAGCUUUUCCAGAUAAACUUGCAUCAAUCUACACAUUCCUCUGUAUCUGUAAAAUUAUAAAUCAAUAUAUGUGAUGCGAUCCCUGAACAUUGACAAAAAGAUUUUAACAUCGACAUGGGGAUCGACGA